GUCACCCGGAAAUACUCAGAGCAGUCGGUGAACAUGCUGUACGCUGUUGCUUUUAAUGCUGUAAAUUUCACCACAAAAUGAUUAAAUUACUGCUACUUGAAUGGAUGUAAUUCAGUUUAUCAUGUUUUAAAGGUUUUCAGGUUGGAACUGCUGUUUGAAGUGAAAUGGGAAAGAAGAAGGUAAAGGACAGAAGUGCUGGAACAGACAGCAGCUCUGAGACUGCAGACAUGUGCAGGAACCACCAAAGUUAAUUACAGCAGGCUAGACCACACAGAACAUCAAAGGGCCCUCCUGCACUCACAUUCGUAAAGGAACAGAGAACAGCGUACUGAAGAAAGCCUGUCUGAAUGAGCACUGGAGCUCCUGUCAAGACUGUGAGCAGGACAAGCCUGAAGAAAAGCAGAUCUUAGAGGAUCAGACUGACGGAGAGAGUCCAGCUGUGUGGAUGUGUCUGAAAUGUGGACACAGAGGAUGCGGGAGAUCAGGGAAUCAGCACGCUAUCAAGCACUACGAGACCCCUCGCUCUGAGCCACACUGUUUAGUUCUCAGCCUGGACGUCUGGAGUGUCUGGUGUUACAUCUGUGAUGAUGAAGUGCAGUAUUCCAGCACAGGGCAGCUGGCACAGCUGAUCACUAAUAUCAGAAAACAAGUGCUGACGGCUCCUGACAAGAGGAAUGCCAGCAAAAAAAGUUGGAAAGAAGACAUCUCUGUGAUGAAUUCUGCAGAGCAAACGCAGGAUGAAGAGAAAGGGAAGAAGGGGAAGCAGAAGAGCAGCUCGAAACAAGAGGACAGUCCUAAAAGCCAUCAAUCAGCCGCCGCUGGAAGCUCAGCUGUGGUGUCUGUCAGGGGUCUCAGUAAUCUGGGAAACACGUGUUUCUUCAAUGCAGUCGUGCAGAGUUUAUCACAGACACAGUAUUUGAGGGAGCUGCUGAAGCAGAUUGCAGAGGAGAAGAGCAGCUUCUCCAUCACUCCAGCACUGUCAUCUGAGCUGGAUCCUCUUCAGAUCCAGCUGGAAAGGCCUGGAUCGCUCACUCUGGCUAUGUGUCAGCUAAUGAAUGAAAUCCAAGAGACCAAGAAAGGUGUUGUGACUCCUAAAGAGCUCUUCACACAAGUGUGUAAAAAAGCUCCACGUUUUAAAGGCUUUCAGCAGCAGGACAGUCAAGAGCUUCUGCGGUACCUUCUGGAUGGCAUGAGAGCUGAAGAAGCGAAAAGAGUAAAUUCAGGAAUUCUGGAGGCUUUAAAAUCUUCUGGCAAAAACUUUGAGGCUGAGCAGACGAAGAAGAUCGUUAAAGAGUAUGAGAAAGACGGAGCGCCCAAGAACUUUGUGGACCGAGUGUUUGGUGGAGCGAUGAGCAGCACAGUGAUGUGUAAAGAGUGCAAAACUGUAUCCCUGGUCACUGAGAUGUUUCUGGAUCUUUCUCUUCCUGUAGCCGAUGAGGCCUACAGGAAGAAGAAUCAGAAGAAAGCAGUCCAGCAUCGACACAGUGUCAGUGAUGAUGGAGACCAAGACACAAGUUCUCUAGCCAAUGGGAAUGAAGACAUGCCUACAGGAACAGGAAGCAAAUAUCAGCAGAAGAAAGCCAAAAAACAGGCCAAGAAACAAGCCAAGAAUCAGAGACGGCAGCAGAAACAGGGCGGUAAAGUCACCCUAGAUGCCAUAACCAAUCAGAGCUCAACAGAUCCAGCAGACAGUUCCAUGCAGACUCAGACGGUCUCCGUAAACGGCAGCGCUGAUGCACAACCAGCAGACACCAACCAAGAGGAUUUGAGCCUCGAGAAACACAACGAGGAUCAAGAUGAUGAGGAACCAGAGCAAGAACAAGCUGCUUCAGUGAACAACCGCUUCACUGCAUUAUCUGAAGACCAGACAACUGAAGAUAUAGCAGAACAAGUGAAUGAAGAUGAAGAUGAAAUUGAGCAGAAUUGUGCUGAAGAGGAAGAGCUAGUAGAAGAACUGAAUACAAUGUCUCUGACAACACCAUCAGAAGGUGAUGUAGAAAAUGGAGAAGACACCUUGGAGGAUGUUAAAGAGUAUACCGUGGUAAAUCGGGACCCUGAGCUGGCAUUUCGAGCACUGGCCUCCAGGACGGCACCAGUGAAGCAGGAGUGUUCAGUGGAGUCCUGCCUGUAUCAGUUCACUGAGGUGGAGCAUCUGACUGAGAACAACAGACUGAUGUGUGUUACAUGCACUAAACAACAGCCGGGAUAUAAAGAUGGUUGUAAGAAGGCUGUUUACAGAGAUGCACUGAAGCAGAUGCUGAUCUCUGAUCCUCCAGUGGUGCUCACCCUCCACCUGAAGAGAUUCCAGCAGGUUGCAUACAGUGUUUGUAAGGUCAACAGACACGUGCAGUUUCCUCAGAUCCUGGAUCUCGCUCCAUUCUGCUCUUUAAACUGCACGGGUGUAAAAGAGGGCGAGACGCAGGUGCUGUACAGUCUCUAUGGCAUAGUGGAACACAGUGGCACCAUGCGCUCUGGACACUACACUGCCUAUGUUAAAUCACGACCCUCCACACACAAUUGUGUACAAAACGGGACUGCUGCUGCAUCAGGUGACGCCGAGGCCAGUAAAGGAUCCUGGUUUCACAUCAGCGACAGCAGCGUCCAUCCGGUUCCAGAGGCCAAAGUACAGAGUUCCCAAGCCUACCUCUUAUUCUACGAGAAGAUCUCAUAAAGCUUUGCUAAAACGAGCUACGAUCCAUACAAAGGGCUGCUGGUGCUUCAUUCUGACUGCUGGGAAAUCUACAUAAAACAAUGCAAACAACUGGAAACUUGACAUCAUGUUAUUUGUUUAUCAGCUCUUAUUCAGGGGAAACUUUUAAUACAUCUAAACCAGUGAUUCCCAACCCUGUUCCUGAAGACACACCAAUAGUGCACAUUUUCAACCUCUCCCCUACUAAAUGGCAUCCAAAAUAUGUACUGUUGGUGUGCCUCUAGGAACAGGGUUGGGAAACACUGAUCAAAGUGACAUGCAGAACCUAAUUGUGAUCAUUAGGAUUUUUUAAAGUUAAUAAGGCUCAUUUGUGAUUUGAAAGUGAUUAAUUGUUCAUAUUUCCUACCUCUAGGUCUUGAUAAUACAGUCUGAAGAGGCUUUGUUGUGGUGCAUUUCUCAACAUUUAUCUCCAUAUGCUAUAUGGCAGUGUUUCUCAACCACGUUCCUGGAGGCCCAUCAACACUGCAUGUUUUGGAUGUCUCCUUUGUCUGUCACACCCAUUACAUGUCUUUCAGUCUCUGCUAAUGAGGAGAUGAUCUGAAUCAGGUGUGUUUGGUAAAGGAGACAUGGAAAAUGUGCAAAGAUGGUGAUCCUCCACGAACGUGGUUGAGAAACACUGCUAUAUAGGACUUUGUUGUCAAGUCUGGGAGUCCUUUGAAUCAAUUAGAGUCAAUUUUCACCUCAAAAUGAUGAUAAUUAAGCACAUUUUCCAACAAUGUUCAUUGCUCUUAUGCAAAUAAUCUUUUAUUAAUAUGAAUUUAAUGCUGCAAAUUAUCAUGGACACAUUUUUAAUAAUUAUAUUAUGUAAACACAAACAAUGCCAAGUGAAUUUGAGUUUAGAAAUGCAAAUAAACAUUAGGUUAAAUAAUAAAAGGUAAAUGUACUUUUUGUUUAAUUUUGGGAAGAAAUAUGAACAUAAAUAUGACCAAUACAUCCAUUUAAAUUUCUAAAAAUGUCUAAAAUGUAUGUAUUUUUCCUCCAGAAUAUCGUUACAACUUUAUAUUGCAAUAAAUAUCUUGUCCUCAUAUAA
Messenger RNA from Danio rerio (zebrafish), 3740 nucleotides. The record is from RefSeq and is a predicted model, not a curated record. NCBI's taxonomy places the organism in Eukaryota, Metazoa, Chordata, Actinopteri, Cypriniformes, Danionidae.